AGUCAUCUAAUGACUCAUGAAAAAUAAUAAUUCGAAAUCUAUAAGCAUUUAAGAUCUAGCAAUAACUUGUUACUGUCAUUUCGAGUCAUCACUUGCUCCUAUGAGCGCUUAUGUAAUUAAUACUCCAAAAAAAGUAAAUAAUAAUUAAUAUUUUGGAGCUUAUUUUUAGGAAAUUUGGGUGAAAUAUUUUUUAAAUUAAAAAUUUUUAUACUUUUACAGUAUAAAAUUAUUUAUUCUCUUGAAUUUAAAAAAAUUAAAUAUGGUUUCAAACAGUGUGUUGUACAAUACAGGAAAUAUUCUUUCUUUAAAUGAAUUAAAAUUAAAAGCUGGCAAGACUUCGGAAGAAGAGCUUGUUGAGGCUCUCAAAAUAAUUCUCAAGGAUUCUCAAAACACAAGUGGAAAUGAUAUUAAUGCAGGAGGUGGUGAUAGAGAGGAAUUAAAGAUAACAGUAAAAAUAUUCAUGCAAUCUGAUGAUCCUGAAAUACUAAGAGACGCUUUGGAUCGAAUGCUAAAGGAGCUGCAUAUAAACAGCAUUGGAACGUUGAUUCUUGCCUACGGCGAAGCUCAAAAUUCUGAAAAGGAAUUAGAGUCUCUACAAAAACUCUGGCCCGUAUUGGAACGAUACAUCCAAAACGGAACCUUGACAUCAGUUGGACUCAGCAAUGUGGAUACUGGAGUUUUUAUAAAACUGUACCAGUGGGCAAAAAUACGGCCGACAAUUGUGCAAAUAAAUCUAGCAAUGUGCUGUGUAGUUCCACCUGUUCUUCAAGAGUUUACGCAACAAAAUCAGAUCCAAUUAUUAACGCACAAUGAUCCUUAUCAUAUAUUGAAUAAAGAUUCUUCCGUGGAGCUAUUUGGCAGCGAGGCAAAAUUAAAUUGGAUCGCCAAGUACCAAGUCCACAUAAAAUGCCGCGGUGUACUUUCUUCUAAAGGAUAUUUUGUUAACAUUACUAAAUAAUUAAUGCAUUUUUCAGUAUGUAAAAAAUUUUUGUUAUAUUUAUAUUUUUUUAUUUUUAAAAAUUAAAUUUUUGCCGCACUUUUGUAGUAUUUAAUGCUUUUAUUUCAGUAAAUUAAAAUUAAUUGAAAAAUGUAUUAUUAAUUUAGUAUUAUAUGUAAUAUUUUUCAUAAAAAUUGUGUAUAUUAUAUUAUAUUUUUAAUUGUAGAAAGUGUAAAAAUAAAACAAUCAAAUGCAAAGUAUAUUUAUUGAAAAUCAAUAUACUUAAAUGGAGGUCAACAUAAUUAAAAAUUAAAGUUACGGGAUUAUUUAUAGUCUGAAUAACAUAAGUAAAUGAACAGUCGUUUUUUUUUUUAUAUUAUAGAUUGUAAAUUUAUUUUUAUUUUCAUCUAUUUUCGUUAUUUAUGAGCACAGACUGGUUUAACGGCUUGCGGAAUAUAAAUUCUCGAGUGAAUAAAAA
This is a messenger RNA of Cotesia glomerata, 1415 nucleotides long. It is a transcript of the gene Gclm, whose product is annotated as glutamate--cysteine ligase regulatory subunit. Gene Ontology annotation, molecular function: glutamate-cysteine ligase catalytic subunit binding; enzyme regulator activity. Gene Ontology annotation, cellular component: glutamate-cysteine ligase complex. Lineage: Eukaryota; Metazoa; Arthropoda; Insecta; Hymenoptera; Braconidae. Gene Ontology annotation, biological process: glutathione biosynthetic process. The coding region runs from base 260 to 958 and encodes 232 amino acids. The transcript is spliced from 6 exons. The record is from RefSeq and is a predicted model, not a curated record.